Molecule: messenger RNA, 4594 nt
Organism: Ochlerotatus camptorhynchus
Lineage: Eukaryota; Metazoa; Arthropoda; Insecta; Diptera; Culicidae
Gene: eIF5B
Product: eukaryotic translation initiation factor 5B
Exons: 9
Coding region: 489-4121 (1210 amino acids)
Biological process (GO): translational initiation
Cellular component (GO): cytoplasm; mitochondrion
Molecular function (GO): GTP binding; translation initiation factor activity; GTPase activity
Source: RefSeq, a predicted model, not a curated record
UGUCAGUGGACAGUCUUUCUGUCACGUACUUGCGUGUGUUUCUUCUGGCUAGCUGUGGUGUUGCGGUGCAAACACAUUUUUCUCGCUAGUUUUUUGACUCGGUCCGUGCUGGUUUUUGCAUAAAACUUUUCGCGAAUAAUCGUUGCAUAUAUGUGUAUCGAUUUACGGUGGUAAAGUUGUGCUAACUAUUGCGAUUCGAUUUACCCGUCGGGUGCGCCGUGUCUCGUCGCCGUCGUGAAGUUCCGUUCUGUGCGGUGUUUUUUUUUCUCAGGUGGAAAAGUGAUUGCGUUGCGUUUCUCGCCGUGGUAAAGUGGGAAGGGAUUUUCAGCCUCCCACAUUAGAGCGAUUCAGUAGUAGGUAAUUGACCGGAAAGGUUCACCUGCGCUUCCCGUGUGUGUCUUCAAGCUGAGUCCUUCCGGUAGCAAUCGUCAUCAGCAGCAUCGUUGGUGGAGUUAUCCCGAAGUUCCGAGUCGACCGAGCAAUAAGCGAUGGGUAAGACGAAGAAAGGCAAGAAGGACUCCGCCGCCGUGGCCGCCACUGGCGAGGAUAAUUCUGACGUUGAGGUGAAGCAAACCGAGCUGACCGAGACGGAGGUAGAGAACCGCAAGAAUGAUAAAAAGAAGAAGGAGAAAAAGUCCAAGAAGAUCGAAAGUGAUGGCGAACCGGACGAAAACCUAGAGGAGGUGGCCGAAGCGGUCAAGAAGCUGGCCGUCGGUGGGAAGCAGCAGGAGAAGGAGAAGAAGAAAGCUCCUAAGAAGGCUGCCAAAGAGGAUGAUGAUGACGAUGGUGGUGAGGAAGAGGAAGAUGCAGGCAAGAAGGCUAAAGGCAAGAAGAAGGGUAAAUCCGUUGCUGGUGGACCGGUCGGAUUUUCCCUGCUGAUGGCCGACGAUGAUGAUGAAGAAGAUGAAGUGCAGGAAGCCAUCCGGGAUGAUGAUGAGGAAGAAGAUGGGGCUCCCAAGAAGGGAAAGGCCAAGGCAGGCAAGAAGCAACAGGCUAAAGAUGAAGAUGAUGAGCCUCAACAAAAGGGUAAAAAGGCCAAAAAGGGAAAGAAGAAGAAGGGUGGCGACAGUGAUGAUGAGGACAUUGAAAAGAUGCUCGCCGAAUUGGAAUUGGAAUACUCUGGAGUGAAGCCACCUCCAGGCGAAGAAUCUGCCGCUCCGGAGCAGAAAGAACCGGAGAAGAAAAAGGACAAAAAGGAUAAGAAAAAGAAGGAAGAAACUCCGGAGACGACGGAACCAGUCGAGGAGAAGGUCGAUGGAGAGGUUCACAUUAAAACGGCAGCCGAAAAGCGUAAAGAGAAAAAGGAACGUCAGAAAAAGGAAGCUCAAGCUGCUAAGCAGCAGGAAAACGAUGCUGAGCCUACCAAGCCAGAGCCUGAAAAAGAGACAAAAGAAUCGACUCCAGCUCCGGAACAGGAUGAACCUGCUGCUCCAGCUGCCGGCGAAGGCAAGAAGAAGAAAAAGAAGGCCAAGAAAGAGGAAGGCACCGAAGUUGCUGCUGAAGAAAAACCAGCUGAACCAGCAACUGCGAAACCAGCUGAAGAUGCAAAGGCUGGCGACGCUGGUGCGGACAAGAAAAAGAAAGGUCCUAACAAGGCUGCCAUCGCCCUGAUGCAGGAACGUUUGAAAGCGAUCCGCGAGGAAGAAGAACGUUUACAACGUGAGGAAGAAGAAAAGCAGCGCUUGGCUGAAGAGGCGGAGCUUUACCACCAGGAACAGUUGCGUUUGGAGCAGGAGAAGAAGGAACGCAAGAAGCAGAAGGAAAAGGAGCGCAAAGAACGGUUGAAGGCCGAAGGAAAGCUUCUCACGGCCAAGCAAAAGCUAGAUCGCAUGCGUGCUCAGGCAAUGCUGGAAGCGCUGAAGGCUCAAGGAGUGGAAAUUCCAGAAGUCGGCGUUGAGAAAAAGGUUCGUCCGGGAACCCGACUCCGUCCAAAGAAGAGGGAUGACGCUAGCAAGGAAGCGGAAAGUAAGGAAUCCAGCCCCACUGAAGAGGAACUGAAGGCAGAGGCUCAGAAGGUCGAAGAACCCAAGGACGAAGUGAAAGAAUCUUGGGAUGCUUCUGAUAGUGAAGAAGAAGAGCCAGAAGAAAAGAAACCCGACAAACCGGCAAAGAAGGAAGAUUCGAAACCAUCUCAAGCGGCUAAGCGAGCCAAGAAGGAGGAAUCCGAAGACGACGAAGAUGACGAGAGUGAGUCUGAGGACGAUGAUUCGGAAGAGGAAUCGGAUAGUGGAAGCGAUUCGGAAGAAGACACCCGUCCAGAGGCGGAAAAGAUGCGCCAACGGGCCAUGGAACGAAUCGCCAAAAGAACGCAGGAUGCUGAAAAGAAUAAAUCGAUUGAUGUGCUGCGAGCGGCUGUUGUUUGCGUACUGGGUCACGUAGAUACGGGUAAAACCAAGAUCUUGGAUAAGUUACGUCGGACUAAUGUUCAAGAUGGUGAAGCCGGUGGAAUCACCCAGCAAAUCGGAGCUACUAAUGUUCCGAUCGAAAACAUUAAGGAACAGACUAAGUUUGUCAAAGGCUACGGCGAUACCACGUUCAAGCUGCCAGGUCUGCUCAUUAUCGACACACCCGGUCACGAAUCUUUCAGUAAUUUGCGUAAUCGAGGCUCCUCGCUCUGCGACAUAGCAAUCCUUGUUGUCGACAUUAUGCACGGGCUCGAACCUCAAACAAUUGAAUCAAUCAAUUUGCUUAAAUCCAAACGAACCCCGUUCGUAGUAGCUCUCAACAAGAUCGAUCGUCUGUACGAUUGGAACACCAUGAACCGCAAGGACGUUCGGGACAUCAUCAAGGGUCAAGCUUCCAACACAAUGCUGGAAUUUCAGCAGCGUACAAAGGAAAUCAUCGUUCAAUUUGCUGAACAGAGUCUCAAUGCUGCCCUCUACUAUGAGAACCCGGAUCCCAAAACGUACAUCUCCCUAGUUCCUACGAGUGCCAUCAGCGGCGAAGGUAUGGGCAAUUUGCUAUUCCUGAUUGUGCAGUACUGCCAGAAGCAGCUGGCCAAACGGUUAGUGUUCAGCGAAGACCUCCAGGCAACGGUGCUGGAAGUGAAGGCAAUCCCCGGUCUCGGAACGACAAUCGAUGCCAUUCUGAUCAACGGAAGGCUCCGCGAAGGCGAAACCAUGAUUCUAGCCGGUACGGAAGGACCGAUUGUGACCCAGGUUAAGGCCCUGCUGAUGCCGCAACCGAUGAAGGAGUUGCGCGUGAAGAAUGCCUACAUCGAGCACAAGGAGGUAAUCGCGGCUCAGGGUGUCAAGAUUGCCGCCAAGGAGCUGGAGAAAGCGAUCGCCGGUCUGAAUCUGCAAAUUGCGCACAAACCGGACGAGGUGGAGAUUUUCAAGGAUAUUGUGGCACGAGAUUUGAAGUCGGUGCUGAGUAGCAUCAAGCUCAGCGAACGUGGUGUGUAUGUGCAGGCAUCUACGCUUGGCUCUCUGGAAGCGUUGCUGGAGUUCUUGAGGACGUCCAAAAUUCCGUACUCCGGUAUACGAAUCGGUCCGGUCGUGAAACGUGACGUGAUGAAGGCCUCAACCAUGUUGGAACACGAGAAUCAGUACGCUACGAUUCUCGCCUUCGACGUCAAGGUGGAACGUGACGCGCAAGAGCUCGCCGACAGUCUGGGCGUGAAGAUAUUCCAGGCGGACAUUAUCUACCAUUUGUUCGAUAAAUUCAUGGCCUAUCGGGACGAGAUUAAGCAACGCAAGCGCGAGGAAUUCAAGACGAUUGCCGUGUUUCCGUGCAAGCUUAAGAUUCUACCCCAAUUUGUGUUCAAUUCUCGUGAUCCAAUUGUGAUGGGCGUCAUUGUGGAAGCUGGUAUCGUGAAAGAGGGAACGCCGAUUUGUGUGCCAAAUAAAGAGUUUGUUGAUCUGGGAGUGGUGACGUCGGUCGAAGCUAAUCACAAACAGAUUGAGGCUGCCCGCAAGGGACAGGAGGUGUGCAUAAAGAUCGAACCACUUCCAGGAGAGACGCCCAAGAUGUUCGGAAGACACUUCGAUGAAAACGAUAUGCUAGUUAGUAAGAUAUCCCGUCAAAGUAUUGAUGCCUGCAAAGACUACUUCCGAGAUGACCUAUUAAAAUCGGACUGGGCCCUGAUGGUGGAGUUGAAGAAAACGUUCCAGAUUCUGUAGUUCUGCGGCGUAAUGGUUGUUAUUCUAGUUUGUGUUUUUUCCUCAAACCGAUCCCUGUCAGCUGCAGGAGGAGGACCUGCUAUUUUACAUACCCCUCCUUUUUCAUCCUACACCCUAUUGCAGGAUCGAUGCAAACGAAACGCAUAACUACGGAAUAACUAACUGAAAGGAGGAACAAAUCUAGUGAACGUUUUCCAUUUUUUUUAGUCGUAACAAUCAGCUACUGUACUCUGAACCCCAAGUAAUUUUACUUAACACAGUUUUACUCUGCUAGGUAUUUAAACCAAUUGUUUAGCAUCGUUUCGAAGAAUAUCUAGUUGUUUGGAACAUUUUCAAUGGUUUGUUUGAAUCGUAGAUCUAGGAAGUGAUUGUGAUUGCUAGCCGUUUAGAAUUGAUGACAGGGAGUGAUUGCAAAGAUUCUAAAACCGAAAGUUAUUGCAUAAGAUCUUGUAAUAAAAGAAAUCAACAAUAUC